This is a messenger RNA of Limanda limanda (common dab), 4013 nucleotides long. It is a transcript of the gene bcam, whose product is annotated as basal cell adhesion molecule (Lutheran blood group). Gene Ontology annotation, cellular component: plasma membrane. The coding region runs from base 121 to 1941 and encodes 606 amino acids. The transcript is spliced from 16 exons. The record is from RefSeq and is a predicted model, not a curated record. NCBI's taxonomy places the organism in Eukaryota, Metazoa, Chordata, Actinopteri, Pleuronectiformes, Pleuronectidae.
AAAGCUUUGGAGCAGUGGUAGAAGGAAGAAGACUGUAGCUGCUGCCAGAUAUUUCCUCUCUGCACAAAGACCAGAAAACAACGUGAAUACUUUUCCUUGAAAAAGUUGAGAGAAGCGGACAUGGACGGGACAAUGUUCGGACGCGCGUCGCCCCUGUGCACCUUGCUCUGGGCUCUGCUGGUUUGCUGUGCGGCUGUGACCGUGAACGUUUCUCCUAAAGUGGAGGUGUUGAAAGGAGAAACUGUCAAACUGCCCUGCACCUUCACCGGCGCUCCGCCAUCAGCCAACACUAUCGUCGAAUGGUACAUGGACGAGCAGGGAGCCAGGAAGCGCGUGGCUUUCCGUCCCCAGGGUGGCGACGCCAAAGUUGACGAGGGCACCCCCCUCGCAGGCCGCGUCACCAUGGGCGAGGACUUCAGCUUGACCAUCGCCUCCGCCCAGCCCUCCGACGAGCUCCUCUUCUACUGCCAGGUCAUGGCUGGCCCUUCCGGGGUCGCAGAGGCCUCCACCAUGCUGAAAGUCUUCUGGGCUCCCGAGAAGCCAGUGCUCACGAGACCAUCCAGUCAGGCCAUAUCUGUGGGAGAGACCACCAGCUCUGAGAUUAGCGCAUGUGUGACGAUGAAUGGACAUCCCCAGCCGAGAAUCAUCUGGUUCAAAGAUGGCCAGCCCCUACCUGAAUACAAGGACAGGAAAGAGAAGACCUUCAUGGUCCCCUCGGUGGUGAAGGAGGCCUCAGGUCUCUACACCAUGAAGAGCACCUUGUACAUGCAGCCCACCAAGGCCGACAAGGACGCCGUGUUCCAGUGCACCGUGGAGUUCAGCAUGCCAGGAGACCAGAUCAAACAGAAGAAGUCCGACACCAUCACCAUCAACCUCAACUAUCCAUCGGAGAAAGCAACAUUUUCCCUCGUCAACGCCAGUGCAGUCAAAGAGGGCGACACCGUCACCAUGAAGUGUGAGACUGAUGGAAACCCUCAGCCCGAGUUCGACUUCACUAAAGACGGAGAGGUCAUCACCGGUCAGGGCGGACUCCUGACGCUGAAAUCCGUCAAGCGCACAGACACCGCUCUGUACAAGUGCUCAGCCAUUGAUUACGACAACUUGGACGCUGACCUGACCGGAACCAUCAACCUCAAUGUCCACUACAUUGACCCCGUGAACGUGACCCCUGUCGAGCCUCAAGUGGUCAAGCUGGGAGACAAGGUGGAAUGGCAGUGCAAGACCAAGGCCUCCGCUGCGCACACUGUUCAGUGGAAAAAGGGCUCUGAUGUGCUCUCUCAGGACGGCACUCUGUCAAUACAAGAUGUUUCCUAUGAUAAAGCUGGGGAGUACAUGUGUGUUGGAGCUGUGCCCUCUGUGCCAGGACUGACAGCGGAGUAUAGUGUCAACCUCACCGUCAAAGGAAAGCCGAUGAUCGAGACUCCCGCUGCAGGAGAGGUGGUGAAGGAAGGAGACAUGGUGUCUCUGAAGUGCUCGGCCUACGGCUACCCCGCCCCUCAGUUCACCUGGAAGCCCUCAGGAAAGGAGUCUGUGUCAGUGGAAGGAAACAAGGUGGUGAGCACCGUGACCCUGCAAACCACAGCCGAGAUCAUGAAGGCCGGGGUGACCUGCGAGGUCACCAACGAGCACGGAGCUGAUAGCAAGUCCUUCCCGGUAUCUCUGAAACGAGCAAUUGACAACUCAGCCGACAGAGCUGACAAGCAGCAGGGAGGCUCCAGCGGGGUGGUGAUAGCCGUGGUGGUGUGUGUUCUGCUGCUCCUGCUGCUGGUGGCCCUCAUCUACUUCCUGAACAAGAAGCGCAAGUUGCCCUGCAGCAAGAAGGACAAGAAGGAAGUAGCCAGCGGAGAAGUGAACAACGACAUCGUAGUUGAGAUGAAGACAGACAAGGCCAAUGAAGAGGCCGGUCUCCUCAACAAGAGACCGUCCACAGAACAGUCUUGAACUGCGUGGAGGAAAACAACCGGCAGAGGGAUGAAGGGAAGGAGGACAACUGUUAUGAAGACAACAGGGCCAAUUUUUUAUUCACUAUACUAGAGGAGUACUGAGAGGAGGGGACACGAGGUGGAGCGUGGACGUGGGUUUGUUCUGGGGACUUCGGGAGGCUUAGCAGGCAUCAGUCAUGCUUGUUUUAUAACCUGGGGUAGACCUGCUGGGUGGAGUUAUAACCCCCAUUCCUUGAUAUUUUUUUUUAAAGAUCCACUUUCUUCUGCUCCACCCAUCUGAGCUGCCACAGGUUAAAGACUCAUAAUCACUGGAUGACGUCACUAUCAUCGCUUUUUUUAAUUAUUAUUAUUUUCAUCUAACUCCUUCAAUCACAUCUUUGACUCCACUGCAGAGUAGAGCUGAACAUUACAAACACGGCGGCACAAUCGUUCUUAUCUUCCCCAAAUUACACAGAAAAUGCCAUUAAGCCCCUGUGUGUGUAUGUGUGUGUUUUAAUCGGAAGUGUGUGUUUGCUUGUUUGCAACACCGAGCGUCUACUCUCAGGCUGUCGCUCGGCUUCAUCCAGCCCAGUAACAAGUGACGAUUUAUGCUCACGACAUUUAAUCCCUAAACACACGCCUGUAACCAUUUCCGCUCAAAGAAGCUCCGCGUUUGCUUCAGUGCUGUUUCUUUAAUUGCAUCUUUUGCCACCUGCAAAUGUUCAUGGAUAUUCCCCCCCCCCCAUCUCCCUAAUUAGUUUCCGGUAGAAACUGCUUUGAUAACGUCGAUCCUCGCUCUACAAUUGCUUGUUUUUCCAAUCCAGCUAAAAAAAGCCACUGAAAGAAGAAAGCUAUUAGGUUGUACAAAUUUGUUCUUCCCAUUUCCAGCGUGCUUGUACAUUAUGUUAGUGCACCACUCGUUUGCUUGUUGUUUUACUUUGCUCUCCUGGUUUUUUGUUUUUUUUUUGUGGAUUCAAAUGCUGAUGUGUACUGUGCACAAUGUGGAGCUCAGAAAGCAUCUGUGCUUAUUAAGCCGCCGCCCUGGGACCGUAAUUGCUGUCAUUUCUUCUCAAAGCCUUUCGCAGCCCCCCCCCCCACCCGUCUUCUGCACCGGAAUGAAACCGUUUCUCACGAGCGGCGUCUCCGCUCACAGAACCUAAUUAUCCUCGACUUUCGCUGUAAAAUUGGUGGAAUUAUGGUGGAAAUGGUCGACGGGCUCAAAUAAGAGGCGUGCUGAGCCUGUGUGUGUGUGUGUUGUUUUUCUAAUGACGGCACAGCAGAGCCUCCAGGGGGGGGGCUAAGCUGCAGUAGUCACAGAUUCACCUGUUUGGAGAAAUCACCGGCAUACGUUCACUCGUUCACUUCAUGGUUUAAUACAAUCUCGGAGGGGAGGGAGCGGGAGGGAUGGGGUUACAGCUCUUUGCUGGAAUUUGUGGUGUACCGUUUUAUUUUGUACCAAAUGAAAGAGUUUUCAGGAGUGUGUGUCUGUGUUUUAAGUUUGAAAUCCUGGCGUCUCUGUUCCUCCUCUACACUGUUCGCAGGCCCCAGAGGUCUGAUAGCGGGUUGAUGUGCCCUUUUACUUUGUUGUACACUGGAACCAAUGGCCUUGAUUUUUUACUUUUUCUAAAAAGGUCACCUCAAACCACUAUCUGCGCCCACAAGGCCUUUUCUUUAAAAUCAAUGUCUGUCUACUGAUCUUGCCAUAUUGACUGUUAGCUAACCUGUGAUGGCAGGUGAGAUAGAUACGUGAGUGUGGAGCAUCCUUUUUUUGAUUUUAAUGUUUUAUACAAAAAAAUAAUAUUGUGGUAUGCAAGUUUUUCUUUUUUUUAGGGGAUUCUUCAUUUUGCAACUACUGAGCUUUUCAUUUCUCCCACGAUUUCCCGCUCACUGAGAGAAGAGACAUGUUUUUUUAUUUUAUAUUUAGGAUUCUUUAUGAGAUAUUCUCAGUGCUUUACUUCUCUCGCUGUACUGUAUACUGUAUAUUUUGUGGUACACUGUUGUGACCUCUGUGGUGUGUUGAUGUAUCUUUUUGUUUUGUUCCAGCUGUGUAAAAUUUAUAAUGAAAAAAAAAAAACUCAAAGAAAACCACUC